AAACCAGCACGCCUUUCUGCUCACUGAACUGCAAACUGCUCUAAUCCAAGACUGCUCACAAACAAUGGCGGCGAUUUCGUGUCACUCUGCGGUUCCAUCAAACAAAGUCUCUCUCUCCUCGUCUUGCUCUGCUUUCUCCAGUAAUCUUCUGUCGCGGUCUUCCCGAUUUACCAGUGCAUCGGUGCGAUCUCAGGCAAUUCAUGGAAGAAUCUCAUGCCAAGCUUCUUCCGCUACAUCUUCAUCUUCCUCUUCCGUCAAUGGCCAAGCAACGCCAGAGAAGACGGAUUUUGUACACAUUAGUGAUUUUGACAAAUCCACUAUUAUGCGGAUAUUGGAUCGAGCUGCAGAGGUCAAGGCUUUGUUGAAAUCUGGAGACCGGGCAUUUCUUCCAUUUAAAGGAAAGACAAUGGCUAUGAUCUUUGCAAAACCUUCAAUGAGAACACGGGUUUCAUUUGAGACUGGAUUCUUCUUGCUUGGAGGCCAUGCUAUAUAUUUAGGACCUGAUGAUAUCCAGAUGGGAAAACGAGAGGAAACUCGUGAUGUUGCUCGUGUUUUAUCUCGUUAUAAUGAUAUAAUCAUGGCACGUGUUUUUGCUCAUCAGGAUAUUCUUGAUCUGGCAAAGUAUGCAUCUGUACCUGUCAUUAAUGGCCUGACUGACUACAACCAUCCUUGCCAAAUAAUGGCUGAUGCCCUCACAAUGAUUGAACACAUUGGUCAGUUGGAAGGAACCAAGGUUGUCUAUGUCGGGGAUGGGAAUAACAUUGUGCACUCUUGGUUGUUGUUGGCAUCUGUUAUUCCUUUCCACUUUGUCUGUGCCUGCCCUAAAGGUUUUGAACCAGAUGCAAAAACAGUUGAGAAGGCACAGCUGGCUGGAAUUAGCAAGAUUGAGAUUACGAAUGAUCCAAAGGAAGCUGUUGUGGGAGCUGAUGUCGUAUACUCAGAUGUGUGGGCAAGCAUGGGCCAAAAAGAAGAGGCUGCACACCGCCGGAAAGUAUUUCAAGGAUUUCAGGUUGAUGAAGAUCUUAUGAAAAUAGCUGGUCCAAAAGCUUAUUUCAUGCACUGUUUACCAGCAGAGAGGGGUGUGGAGGUGACGGAUGGUGUCAUUGAAGCUCCAAACUCUAUUGUCUUCCCACAAGCUGAGAAUCGCAUGCAUGCACAAAACGCCAUAAUGUUACAUGCGCUCGGUCUUUGAGUUCCUUUCCUACUAUCCAGGCUCGGACCAUGAUGUGAAGCACUGCUGUCUAGCCCGUUGGAUAGAAAAUGUUCCCUUUGGAGUUUGAGUUCCAGUUGGAAUAGAUGUAGAAUGAUGACAUGAGCACCAUUCCGUUUUAUUUUUUUAUUGUUCUUAUUAGCUGUAAGUUAAGAAUUCAAUCAAUGUGGUUUGAAUUACGAGUAUGCUUGAAGAAACUUUAGAAUCAUCUGGAAGCUACUCGUCAGUUUUUGCGUCCAGUGCAUUAGAUGUUCCAAUUUCUGAA
Molecule: messenger RNA, 1475 nt
Organism: Jatropha curcas
Lineage: Eukaryota; Viridiplantae; Streptophyta; Magnoliopsida; Malpighiales; Euphorbiaceae
Gene: OTC
Product: ornithine carbamoyltransferase
Biological process (GO): L-citrulline biosynthetic process
Cellular component (GO): intracellular membrane-bounded organelle
Molecular function (GO): amino acid binding; ornithine carbamoyltransferase activity
Source: RefSeq, a predicted model, not a curated record